AAAAAACAGUGAAUCUCUCCAACACCAAAUUCAGGACCUUCAGGAAAUGCUCCAGCUAGAAAGGAACGAGAAUGAAGAGAUGCAUCUCACAGCUGUUGGAAAAGAGAAAGCACUUCUCCAAGAGCUGGAUGAAAUGAAAGAGAUGACCUCUGUCCAUGAUAUACAGCUUCAGGAAAUGCUCCAGAAAGAAAAAGACCAGAAGGAAGAGAUGCGUCUCAACGCCUGUGAGAUGGAGGGUAAACUUUCCCAGGAGACGGAGGAGACGGAUGCUAUGCAACAAAACAAUGAAUCUCUCCAACACCAAAUUCAGGACCUUCAGGAAAUGCUUCAGAUAGAGAAGGACCAGAAAGAAAAGAUGCAUGUCACAGCCGUUGGAAAAGAGAAGGCACUUCUCCAAGAGCUGGAUGAAAUGAAAGAGAUGACCUCUGUCCAUGAUAUCCAGCUUCAGAAAAUGCUCCAGAUAGAAUGGGACGAGAAGGAAGAGAUGCGUCUCAAAGCCUGUGAGAUGGAGCGUAAACUUUCCCAGGAGACGGAGGCUAUGAGAAAUAACAAUGAAUCUCUCCAACACCAAAUUCAGGACCUUCAGGACAUGCUCCAGCUAGAAAGGAACGAGAAUGAAGAGAUGCAUCUCACAGCUGUUAGAAAAGAGAAAGCACUUCUCCAAGAGCUGGAUGAAAUUAAAGAGAUGACCUCUGUCCAUGAUAUACAGCUUCAGGAAAUGCUCCAGAAAGAAAAGGACCAGAAGGAAGAGAUGCGUCUCAAAGCCUGUGAGACGGAGAGUGCACUUUCCCAGGAGAAGGAGGAGAAGAAGGCUAUGCAACAAUCUCUCCAACACCAAAUUCAGGACCUUCAGGAAAUACUCCAGAUAGAGAAGGACCAGAAUGAAGAGAUGCGUCUCAAAGCCUGUGAGAUGGAGAGUAAACUUUACCAGGAGACGGAGGAGAAGGAGGCUAUAAGAAAAAACAAUGAAUCUCUCCAACAUCAAAUUCAGGACCUUCAGGAAAUGCUUCAGAUAGAGAAGGACCAGAAAGAAAAGAUGCAUGUCACAGCCGUUGGAAAAGAGAAAGCACUUCUUCAAGAGCUGGAUGAAAUGAAAGAGAUGACCUCUGUCCAUGAUAUCCAGCUUCAGAAAAUGCUCCAGAUAGAAUGGGACGAGAAGGAAGAGAUGCGUCUCAAAGCCUGUGAGAUGGAGAGUGCACUUUCCCAGGAGAAGGAGGAGAAGGAGGCUAUGAGAAAAAGCAAUGAAUCUCUGCAACACCAAAUUCAGGACCUUCAGAAAAUACUCCGGAUAGAAAAACACCAGAAGGAAGAGAUGCGUCUCAAAGCCUGUGAGAUGGAGAGUGCACUUUCCCAGGAGAAGGAGGAGAAGGAGGCUAUGAGAAACACCAAUGAAUCUUUGCAACACCAAAUUCAGGACCUUCAGGAAAUACUCCAGAUAGAGAAGGACCAGAAAGAAGAGAUGCAUCUCACAGCUGUUUGGAAAGAGAAAGCACUUCUCCAAGAGCUGGAUGAAAUGAAAGAGAUGUCCUUUUUCUAUCAUAUCCAGCUUCAGGAAAUGCUCCAGAGAGAAAAGGACGAGAAAGAAGAGAUGCGUCUCAACGCCUGUGAGAUGGAGAGUAAACUUUCCCAGGAGACGGAGGCUAUGAGAAAUAACAAUGAAUCUCUCCAACACCAAAUUCAGGACCUUCAGGAAAUGCUCCGGAUAGAUAAACAGCAGAAGGAAGAGAUGCGUCUCAAAGCCUGUGAGAUGGAGAGUGCACUUUCCCAGGAGAAGGAGGAGAAGGAGGCUAUGAGAAAAAGCAAUGAAUCUCUGCAACACCAAAUUCAGGACCUUCAGGAAAUACUCCAGAUAGAAAGGAUCCAGAAAGAAGAGAUGCAUCUCACAGCUGUUUGGGAAGAGAAAGCACUUCUCCAAGAGCUGGAUGAAAUGAAAGAGAUGACCUUUGUCCAUGAUAUCCAGCUUCAGGAAAUGCUCCAGAAAGAAAAGGACGAGAAAGAAGAGAUGUGUCUCAAAGCCUGUGAGAUGGAGAGUGCACUUUCCCAGGAAAAGGAGGAGAAGGAGGCUAUGGGACAAUCCAAUGAAUCUCUCCAACACCAAAUUCAGGACCUUCAGGAAAUACUCCAGAUAGAAAAACAGCAGAAGGAAGAGAUGCGUCUCAAAGCCUGUGAGAUUGAGAGUGCACUUUCCCAAGAGACAGAUGCUAUGCAACAAAACAAUGAAUCUCUCCAACACCAAAUUCAGGACCUUCAGGAAAUGCUCCAGAUAGAAAAACAGCAGAAGGAAGAGAUGUGUCUCAAAGCCUGUGAGAUUGAGAGUAUACUUUCCCAGGAGAAGGAGGAGAGGGAGGCUAUGCAACAAAACAAUGAAUCUCUCCAAAACCAAAUUCAGGUCCUUCAGGAAAUACUCCAGAUAGAAAAGAACGAGAAUGAAGAGAUGCAUCUCACAGCUGUUGGAAAAGAGAACGCACUUCUCCAAGAGCUGGAUGAAAUGAAAGAGAUGUCAUUUUUCCAUCAUAUCCAGCUUCAGGAAAUGCUCCAGAAAGAAAAAGACCAGAAGGAAGAGAUGCGUCUCAAAGCCUGUGAGAUGGAGGGUGCACUUUCCCAGGAGAAGGAGGAGAAGGAGGCUAUAAGAAAAAGCAAUGAAUCUCUGCAACACCAACUUCAGGACCUUCAGGAAAUACUCCAGAUUCAAAAGAACAAGAAUGAAGAGAUGUGUCUCACAGCUGUUGGAAAAGAGAAAGCCCUUCUCCAAGAGCUGGAUGAAUUGAAAGAGAUGACUUUUGUCCAUGAAAUCCAGCUUCAGGAAAUUCUCCGGAUAGAAAAACACCAGAAGGAAGAGAUGCGUCUCAGAGCCUGUGAGAUGGAGAGUAAACUUUCCCAGGAGAAGGAGGCUAUGAGAAAAACCAAUGAAUCUCUCCGACACCAAAUUCAGGACCUUCAGGAUAUACUCCGGAUAGUAAAACACCAGAAAGAAGAGAUGCGUCUCAAAGCCUGUGAGAUGGAGAGUGCACUCUCCCAGGAGAAGGAGGAGAAGGAGGCUAUGGCACAAACCAAUGAAGCCCUCAAACUAAAGCUUCAGGAGCUUAAACAAAUACUGAAAGACGUAAAUGAAGACAUACGUCAAGUCAACGAGGCAGAUGUAAAUGAUGGGCUGAUGGUUUGGGUCAUGGACUCGCUGGGAUGGGGAUCACAUAGGCCCCCCUUAAGGCAGCGCGGUAAGGCGCGGUAA
This is a messenger RNA of Sebastes umbrosus (honeycomb rockfish), 3229 nucleotides long. RefSeq names its product trichohyalin-like. The transcript has 5 exons. The record is from RefSeq and is a predicted model, not a curated record. Lineage: Eukaryota; Metazoa; Chordata; Actinopteri; Perciformes; Sebastidae. Bases 47 to 3229 code for a protein of 1060 amino acids.